GGGCUUCGUGGGCGGGGUGAGCGCAGCCAUGGCGGCGGCGGCCGGAGCGGCGCGUGUGUCCAGCGGGCGCGACCUGAGCUGCGUCCCUGAGGUGGCGGGAGCGCUGGGAACCGCGGCCGGGCACGGGUUCGACUUCCUGUGCGUCCCCCUGUUCCACCCCCGGUACCGACGGGAGUUCCUGAGGGACCCGGCCAAGAGGCGCCCGGGACCCCAAACGCGCUCGGACCUGCUGCUGUCGGGGAGAGACUGGAACACCCUGAUUGUGGGGAAGAUCUCGGGCUGGAUCCGGCCCGACCGCCCCCUCCAGGCCGGGAGGAGCAACGCUGAGGCCGCCCUGCGGCAGGAACUGGAUUUCGGGGGGUACCUGGGGGUCCCCGCCUUCCUGUUGCCCCUACGGGAGGGGGAUGGGCCCAACCUGGCCCGGGGGCUCAGCGCCUUCCUGCUGGGCCAGCAGGGGGCGGCGGUGUGGGUCCAGGUCCCCCUAUUGGCCCCCGAGGACCAACGAGAUGACGUCAUCAGCAACGACCCAGCGCCCCCUAUAGGGCCGGAGGCCGAGGAGAAGACCUGGCGCUGGUGGAACGAUUUCCGGACCCUCUGCGACUACAACAAGCGCCUGGGGGUCGCGCUGGAGGUGGGUCCUGAUUUGCCGUCGGGCGCCGCCAUCGACCGCUGGUUGGGCGAACCCCUGCGGGCGGCCAUCUUGCCCACCAGCCUGUUCCUGACCAAUAAGAAGGGGUUUCCGGUGUUGUCCCGCCCCCACCAGAGGCUGCUGGGAAGGCUGCUGAAGUUGGAGGUGCAGGUGGUGCUGACGGGCGCCCCGCGGCAUGCUGGGAAGCCGCUCGGGGCCUACCUGCAGUACCUGGAGCACGUGGGGCAGCAGCGCCCCCCCCCCUCGGCCUACGAGCUGUUCGCCCGCGGCUACGAGGACUAUCUGCAGAGCCCCCUGCAGCCCUUAAUGGACAACCUGGAGUCUCAGACCUACGAGGUGUUCGAGAAGGACCCAAUCAAAUACGCCCAAUACCAGCAGGCCAUCUAUAGGUGUUUGAUGGACAGAGUGAGCGACGCCGAGAAGGAGACGAACGUGCAGGUGGUGAUGGUCCUGGGCGCCGGCCGCGGCCCAUUGGUCAACGCCACGUUACGGGCGGCCAAUCAGGCGGAGCGCCGCGUCCGUAUCUACGCCGUGGAGAAGAACCCCAACGCCGUGGUCACGCUGGAGAGCUGGCAGUACGAGGAGUGGGGGGCGCGGGUGCGCGUGGUCCCGCGGGACAUGAGGGGCUGGGACCCCCCCGAGGGCGCCGACCUGUUGGUGUCCGAGCUGCUGGGGUCGUUUGGGGACAACGAGCUGGCGCCCGAGUGCCUGGACGGGGCCCAGAAGUGCCUGAAAGCGGGAGGCGUGUCCAUCCCCGGCUCCUAUUGCUCGUUCCUCGCCCCCGUCUGCUCCCCCAAACUGCACACGGAGGUUCGGGGCUGCAGGGAGCCCGACCGGCACCCCCAGGCCCAGUUUGAGACCCCCUACGUGGUUCGGCUCCACAACUUCCACCAACUGGCUCCUCCCCAGCGCUGCUUCGAGUUCCAGCACCCGAACCCAGACCCCGCCCCCGACAACAACCGCUUCCGGCACUUGUCCUUCCGGGUCGGGGUCAACACCGUCCUGCACGGAUUCGCCGGCUACUUCGAGACCACGCUCUAUGGGGACAUCACCCUCAGUAUCCGCCCGGAAACGCACUCCCCGGGGAUGUUCUCCUGGUUCCCCAUCUUCUUCCCUAUCAAGCAACCAAUGGCGGUGCGGGCCGGCGAGGAGGUGGGCGUGGCCUUCUGGCGCCUGGCCACGCCCAAGAAGGUUUGGUACGAGUGGGCCGUGACGGCGCCGGCCUGCUCGGCCCUUCACAACCCCACAGGCCGCUCCUACACCAUCGGCCUGUGAUCGAGCGGCCAAAACACCCCCUUUUAAUCAAUAAAAGCCCAUUAAACGUGA
Columba livia (rock pigeon) is the source of this 1975-nucleotide messenger RNA. It is a transcript of the gene PRMT5, whose product is annotated as protein arginine methyltransferase 5. Gene Ontology annotation, cellular component: nucleus; cytosol. Gene Ontology annotation, biological process: peptidyl-arginine N-methylation; regulation of DNA-templated transcription. The transcript is spliced from 17 exons. NCBI's taxonomy places the organism in Eukaryota, Metazoa, Chordata, Aves, Columbiformes, Columbidae. The coding region runs from base 29 to 1924 and encodes 631 amino acids. The record is from RefSeq and is a predicted model, not a curated record.